This is a messenger RNA of Cadophora gregata, 633 nucleotides long. RefSeq lists its product as uncharacterized. The record is from RefSeq and is a predicted model, not a curated record. Lineage: Eukaryota; Fungi; Ascomycota; Leotiomycetes; Helotiales; Ploettnerulaceae. Bases 1 to 633 code for a protein of 210 amino acids. The transcript is spliced from 2 exons.
AUGGAUAACGCAGCAGCAGCAGUAACGAAGCUCUUCGGCAAGGGCAGCACAACAAAUGACGCUGAGCAGCCAUCCUCCUCCGCCUCUACUACCGCCACCAAAUCCGUCUCACAAGAUGUUGAUGCCGAUACCACUGUUGAGGCCGAAGUCAAACCCGCGGUCGAGCACACACACGUCAAGAAAGCACACGAGACUCGCGAGCAGACCUUCAUUGAGAGAGAGAAACACCAAGACCACUACCACACUACCAUCCAACCCCUGAAAGACUCCGAGGUUCUCCCAGAGAAGCACGAUUACCAGCAGGAGAAGAAGGAGAAGAACAUCAACCGUGAUGAUGGCACUGCUCGCCAGAAGGCGGAAAAUGAUACUGCGGGGUAUCAGAGCACGAUUGACGAGAAGAAGUUUGAGAGCCAGACGAAGGAGCCAACGAUUGUUGACGAGCAUGUGCAUCACCACUUGCACGAGACCGUGCAACCUGUCAUUGAAAAGGAGGUUCUCGACCCAUCCGUCACGCACAAGAAAAUCGAAGUCAAGGAGAACAUCAAGGAGCAGUCAAAGCACCACGGCGUUACGACCAACUCUGCUAUGUCGGUCGAUGAGUUCCAGAAGAAGCUUAAUCAAGAGACAAAGUAG